CAAAACGGCGUUUGGUCUCUAGGGUUUAAGGUUUAAUUUUCAGACAAAAAAAAAAAAAAAGAGUAGAAUUCAAAUCAAAAUCAUCGAGCUUCCUCUUUGGCGAUUGUUCUCAAGAAAGAAGAUGAUGAAUUCGUGUUACCAUACUCACUUCUCCUCCCUCAAGCUUCCCCAUUUCUUCACCCCAAAGAGCUUUGUGGCGUCUCCUCGUAGAGAAUUAAGAGUAUUCUCAGUAACAACCACCAUGGAAGACGCGUCCGGUAACAUUUCAGCGGCUCCAAUUUCUCUACCUGAAGGCUCGUGGAAACAGGUAGCUGGUGGAGUUACAGCUGCCAAAGGGUUUAAAGCUGCUGGCAUGUACGCUGGGUUACGAGCUUCAGGGAAGAAGCCCGAUCUCGCUCUUGUCACCUGUGAUGUCCACGCUGUAGCUGCAGGGGUGUUUACAAUGAAUGUGGUUGCUGCUGCUCCUGUAGUUUACUGCAAGAAGGUUCUUGAGACUUCCAAUACGGCGCGUGCUGUGUUGAUCAAUGCCGGUCAAGCCAAUGCUGCUACGGGUGAUGCUGGUUACCAAGAUAUGUUAGAUUGUGUUGGUUCUCUUGCCACGGUAUGUCUUUGUGUCUUUUCAUCCCAUGUCUCCUUCAAACCCUCAUAUCUUUCAACAUUGUUGCAGCUACUUAAAGUGAAUCCAGAGGAAGUGCUUAUUGAAUCAACUGGGGUUAUUGGUCACAGGAUUAAAAAGAAAGAGCUUCUCGAAGCACUUCCAUCGCUAGUCAACUCGAUGUCAGACUCUGUUGAACAGGCAGAUUCUGCUGCUAUAGCAAUCACGACAACGGAUCUUGUAAGCAAGAGUGUGGCAGUUGAAUCACAGGUUGGAGGAACCACAGUUCGAGUUGGAGGUAUGGCAAAAGGCUCUGGGAUGAUCCAUCCGAACAUGGCAACUAUGCUAGGUGUCAUCACAACGGACGCUCUUGUCGAAAGUGAUAUCUGGAGAAAGAUGGUAAAGGUUGCAGUAAACAGAAGUUUCAACCAGAUCACUGUAGAUGGUGACACGAGUACUAACGACACGGUCAUUGCUUUGGCGAGCGGACUAUCUGGAUCACCUUUUAUAUCUUCUUUGAACUGUAAGGAAGCUGUGCAGCUUCAGGCAUGCCUUGAUGCGGUGAUGCAAGGACUUGCCAAAUCAAUAGCUUGGGAUGGUGAAGGCGCAACCUGUCUCAUUGAGGUAACAGUGAAAGGAGCAGAGACUGAAGCUGAAGCAGCGAAGAUUGCACGCUCGGUGGCUUCUUCUUCACUGGUCAAAGCAGCUGUUUAUGGGAGAGAUCCGAACUGGGGACGCAUAGCUGCAGCUGCUGGCUACGCUGGGGUUCCUUUCCAGAUGGAUAAGCUUAGGAUCUCACUUGGAGAGUUCUCACUCAUGGAGAGUGGUCAACCUCUUCCUUUUGACAGGGAUGGAGCCAGUAACUACCUCAAGAAAGCUGGCGAGGUUCAUGGAACUGUUACAAUCGAUUUAUCAGUAGGUGAAGCUGCAGCCACCGGAAAGGCGUGGGGGUGUGAUCUUAGCUAUGACUAUGUCAAGAUCAAUGCUGAGUAUACCUCCUGAAACCUAGAGUCACAGUUUCAUGUAGUAUUGUUGUGUUAUGAUCUCAAUUUAUAAACUCAUUUUGCUUCAAAUAAGACAAUGUCAGUUCAAUAACAAGGUUCAACAAAUCUCAAUAGAAGCUUCACAAUAAUGUUUUGGAUUAAA
Molecule: messenger RNA, 1741 nt
Organism: Brassica napus (rape)
Lineage: Eukaryota; Viridiplantae; Streptophyta; Magnoliopsida; Brassicales; Brassicaceae
Product: arginine biosynthesis bifunctional protein ArgJ, chloroplastic
Exons: 13
Coding region: 122-1597 (491 amino acids)
Biological process (GO): L-arginine biosynthetic process; L-ornithine biosynthetic process
Molecular function (GO): L-glutamate N-acetyltransferase activity, acting on acetyl-L-ornithine as donor; L-glutamate N-acetyltransferase activity, acting on acetyl-CoA as donor
Source: RefSeq, a predicted model, not a curated record